Messenger RNA from Gossypium raimondii (Peruvian cotton), 1703 nucleotides. RefSeq names its product polyadenylate-binding protein RBP45C. The transcript is spliced from 7 exons. The record is from RefSeq and is a predicted model, not a curated record. Gene Ontology annotation, molecular function: mRNA binding. NCBI's taxonomy places the organism in Eukaryota, Viridiplantae, Streptophyta, Magnoliopsida, Malvales, Malvaceae. The coding region runs from base 84 to 1328 and encodes 414 amino acids. Gene Ontology annotation, cellular component: cytosol.
UUCGAUUACCAAAUUAAAAUUAAUCUAGGGUUUUCCUCUUCUCUUCGUAAUCUCCCAAAUAUCUGUCCUUUGUCUCAUCGAAUAUGAUGCAACAACCAGCAGCUGGUGGCGUGGCUCCGCCACCUCCCAUGGCGGCUGAUCAGUCUCAGGCUCAUCAGUACCAGCAACAACCGCAGUCGCAGCCUUGGAUGAUGAUGUCUCAACAACAGCAGGGUGGUCAGCCGGUUCCUCCACCUACCGGUUGGACGCCGCAACCUGUUCCUCCGCCCACUCAGAUGCAGCAGUACUCCGCCGGUUCUGCUGCUGGCUCCGGUGAGAUUCGAUCUCUUUGGAUCGGAGAUCUUCAGCCGUGGAUGGAUGAGAAUUACCUCAUCAAUAUCUUUGCUCAAACUGGAGAGGUGGUUUCGGCUAAGGUGAUUAGGAAUAAGCAAUCUGCUUUACCGGAAGGAUAUGGGUUUAUCGAAUUUGUGUCCCGUGUGGCAGCUGAGAGGGUUUUGCAGUCUUAUAACGGGCUGCCAAUGCCAAACGCUGAGCAGAAUUUUAGGUUGAAUUGGGCAUCACUUGGAUCUGGGGAAAAGAGGCAAGAAGAGGGUCCUGAGUACACAAUCUUUGUUGGGGAUUUAGCAGCUGAUGUUUCGGAUUACAUGUUACAAGAGACUUUUAAGGCUGUUUACCCGUCUAUUAAGGGUGCAAAAGUGGUUACUGAUAGGACCACAGGACGGUCAAAAGGUUAUGGAUUUGUGAGGUUUGCUGAUGAAUCUGAACAGAUUCGUGCCAUGACUGAAAUGAAUGGGAUGUAUUGUUCAACAAGGGCAAUGCGGAUUGGACCAGCUUCUAAUAAGAAGCCUGUCACUGGUCAGCCGUAUCAGAAAGCUACUUACCAGAAUGCUCAAGGAAAUCCUGGCGAGAAUGAUCCGAGUAACACUACAAUAUUUGUUGGUGGUUUGGACCCCAGUGUUUCUGAAGACCAAUUAAAACAAAUAUUUAGCCAACUUGGCGAGGUAGUUCAUGUAAAAAUUCCUGCUAACAAGAAUUGUGGUUUUGUUCAAUAUGCUAACAGGGCUAGUGCGGAGCAAGCUUUAUCGGUUCUGAACGGUACCAUUUUUGGAGGAAGAAAUGUUCGUCUUUCAUGGGGACGAAGUCCUUCAACCAAACAGGCUCAACCUGAUCCUGCACAGUGGAACAGCGGAUAUUAUGGAUAUGCUCAAGGAUAUGAAGCAUACGGAUAUGCACCUCCUCCCCAAGAUCCUAACAUGUACUAUGGUGGCUAUCCUGCUGGAUAUGGGAAUUACCAACAACCAGGGGCUUACCAACAACCACAGCAGUGAGUUGCACUCGUUUCACCAUCGUUCAAAACUGGUUCAGUUCGGUCCAGGCCACAGUUUGGUGUUGGUUUGAUCUUGACAUGUUUCAAGGUUUGUGGGUUUUCUUAGUUGUUGUAGAAUUUGUGGUGGUUGGCAUUGGGAGAGAGUUCUGUUCCUUAUUUACCCCUUUUCUUUUUUCUAUAUAUAACAUUUAUAUAUAUUAUGGUUGUUUUACUUCACCUUUCUCUUAAGCCUCUCUUCUUCACAGAUCAUCAGUCAUGCACUGUUAGUGGAGUUUUCUUUUCAUAAUAUAUAUAUAUAUAUAUAAUAUUUAUGUCAUAGCAGUUGUAUGGAAUGAUGCUUCUUAAUGGUUGCUAUAUUUAUGCCGUGUUUUAAUUA